AUGUCGUCUUGGCCAGCCCCAUCUCGCAAUUUUGCACUUGAGCAUGACCGGAAGCUUGCUGCGGAGGUCGCAGAUGAGCGCGAAGCUCUCGAGAAGGCUGAAAUGGACAUUCAAGAAGACAAACAAGAAGAGGAGACGAAGAAAGCCGCAGGAAAGCUUGUGGUAGCCGAGGAGAUCGCGGUGGGACACGUAGGAUGGCCAGCAAUGAAGCUCUAUCUUGCGAGCUGGGGAGGAGAGCAUCGUAUACUGUACUGGGCUGCCUUCAUGAGUAUUCUCACCAUUACUGAGUUCACCGAUAACGUUCAGGUAUGGUAUCUUGGUUAUUGGGCGAAGCAGUACGAGAGGAGCGAUGCGUCACAAGUCAACACCUUUUUAUACAUCGGAUUCUACGCAAUCAUAAUCCUGCUUGCUGCACUCACCUAUGGUGGGUUUGCUCUCAUCCACACCGCCGGAAUGCAAAGAGCGUCAAGACAAAUCCACAAGGAGCUGAUCACAUCUGUGCUGGGGACGACGCUAAGAUGGCUCGACAAGACUCCUACUUCACGUAUACUGACACGGUGCACGCAAGACAUCGAUUCAAUUGAUACGACCGUUGGGGAUUACACAGGCAAUGUCAUGCAAAUGGUGAUGGCUAUGCUGCUUAAGCUUACUGCUGUUGUCGCGAUGUCCCCGAUUUUUGUGAUUCCCGGAGCGUUCCUCGCUACAGCUGGAGCAUGGAUGGGCCAGAUAUAUAUGAAGGCGCAGCUGUCCGUUAAACGCGAAAGAAGCAAUGCCCGUGCUCCAGUUCUGGGUCUUUUUGGCGCAGCAUUUACAGGUCUAAUCUCUAUAAGAGCCUACGGUGCCCAAGAUUUUUUCAGGAGGGAGUCCUUCAAGCGUAUCGACAAGUACACAAGAACGUCGAUGACUUUUUUUAACCUGAGUCGAUGGAUAGCCGUACGCAUCGACUUGCUUGGCGCCAUGUUUUCCUCCAGUCUGGCAGCAUAUCUCGUAUACGGAGGCGCAUCUGCGUCGGACACAGGUUUUACGUUGAACAUGGCAGUUGGUUUCAGCAGUUACAUCCUUUACGUAGUCAAGAUCUACAAUUUCCUGGAGGUUGCUGGUAACAGCCUGGAACGCGUAAAGCAAUACAUAGAAAUUGAGCAGGAGCCCAAGCCGACUGAGAUUGGCGUCCCUCCAGCUUAUUGGCCGGCCAGCGGUGAUCUUAAAGUUGAGAAAUUGUCAGCACGCUACUCUCCUGAUGGCCCACAAGUUUUGAAUGACAUCUCCUUCGAAGUCAAGUCCGGAGAGCGAGUCGGAAUUGUGGGACGUACGGGUAGCGGAAAAAGUUCUCUGACAUUGGCCCUUCUGCGAUGCAUCCUCACAGAAGGCAAAGUGUACUAUGACGGCAUCCCGACGGAUAGUAUCAACCUAGACGCGCUCAGGUCGCAUGUUACCAUCAUUCCACAAGUGCCCGAGCUGCUAAGUGGCACUUUACGCCAGAAUCUGGAUCCAUUUGAGCAAUAUGAUGACGUUGUACUGAACGAUGCCCUUCGUUCAGCUGGCUUGUUUGCACUCCAGACGGACACCGACGAAGAUAAAAUCACUCUUGAUACACACAUCUCCAGUGGUGGCAGCAACUUGUCGGUGGGACAGAGGCAGAUCUUGGCGCUUGCAAGAGCGAUCGUGCGACAGAGCAAGCUGCUGAUUCUAGACGAAGCAACAUCCGCGAUUGACUAUGCAACGGAUACCGUUAUUCAAGAGUCGCUGCGGAAAGAGCUAGACAGGGGUGUCACGGUUCUGACUAUUGCGCAUCGUCUACAGACGAUCAUGGAUGCCGACAAAAUUAUGGUGCUCGACGCAGGCCGCAUUGUUGAGUUUGGGAAACCUGAUAUGCUACUGAAGGACGAGAAGAGUCCGUUUCGUGCUCUUGUGGACGAAAGUGGCGACAAAGAAAAGUUAUAUGCUAUGGCUGCUGGCUCUAGUGGCUCUACCAAUGCUGAUUCGAGGUGA
Molecule: messenger RNA, 1989 nt
Organism: Fibroporia radiculosa
Lineage: Eukaryota; Fungi; Basidiomycota; Agaricomycetes; Polyporales; Fibroporiaceae
Exons: 19
Coding region: 1-1989 (662 amino acids)
Biological process (GO): transmembrane transport
Cellular component (GO): fungal-type vacuole; membrane
Molecular function (GO): ATP hydrolysis activity; ATP binding; ABC-type peptide transporter activity
Source: RefSeq, a predicted model, not a curated record